AUGGCGCAGUUUGUUGUUUCACCCUUCAUAGGAAUUGCUAUCCAACAGUUUGCAAUUUCUGUUACGCAGAAUUUUAGCGAAGACAUCGCUGCGACAGAAAAGGAAGUGAUUGCGUUUCAAAAUGAUUUAGCUUUGAAGUCAUUAGUCUCAAAUAUAAAAUGUAUGUGGCCUCCAGUAAAAUUAAUAGGUUAUGUUAACAAAACUAUUUCUACAGUAAUCGAUAACCAAAAAUCAAUAUCCGACAAAAUUGAACAGUUAAGAAUAGCGCCUAAUGGAACAUCAUUCGCUCUAUCACAUUACAUAAAAGUUCAUGAAAUUUUGAGCCAAAAGAAAAAGGACACCGAAAUUUACAUACAAAAUGAAAAAGGAGUUAUACCUGGACAUCCGAUCGCCUUAGAAGGAAUUAAAGGUGUUAUUAUAACAAGACUUCUAGUCAAGAGGCCUGCUCUAGAAAAAGUAUCCCUAGACAAGCUACACCAAAUCCAAGUUCAAGACUCCGACGAAGAAAGGCGCGGAUCCAGGAUCACGUCUUGGGGGGCAAGCAGUAUGGGUUACCUACUUUCAGGGGGUGUUGUUAAGUCGUUUGUGCUUAUUAUAAAGUAUUUAAGAAGGGAAAACAGCAGUGCGAGAACAUUUCCUUUUUUUUUCUGCAAGUCUGAGGCCUUGGGGAUGGGCAAUGGCACCGUUGCUCCUCCCUGGAUCCGCGCCAGCCUCACCAAAAAUCAAACUAUGAUAAAAAGGUGUGUAUAUCUCUGGGACCUUGUCUGUGAGAAAUAUAAGAUCAUUAUAUUUCUUUUUUCCUAA
Molecule: messenger RNA, 804 nt
Organism: Acanthoscelides obtectus
Lineage: Eukaryota; Metazoa; Arthropoda; Insecta; Coleoptera; Chrysomelidae
Source: the annotation of a GenBank genome assembly